Rubroshorea leprosula is the source of this 1107-nucleotide messenger RNA. The record is from the annotation of a GenBank genome assembly. Lineage: Eukaryota; Viridiplantae; Streptophyta; Magnoliopsida; Malvales; Dipterocarpaceae.
UCUAAUGACGCAGUGGGGAGAUCUCAGUUUUGUACCUUGAGUAAGCUCAUGAUAAUUUUGUAAAGGAAAAGUCUUUAUCUAUCUUAACACUUUCUGAUUGGUUUUAAGACGUAGAUGGCCAGGCGAACAGAAAAGUCUCAUUGCAGAGAUAUUUUGAAAAGAGAAAGGACAGGGAAAAAUUUUUUAAGGGCAGGAAGAAUAUAGGGCAGCCAACUUCUACCUUGGGAGUAUGCUUGAACCAUCAGGUGAGAAAACACAAUUCAAAUGUACAAUCAUGUCAAAGCAACACAAGCUCUCCUCCUCAGCCUGGACUGCCACAUUCCUACUGCCCAUCUGAGAACCAGACAAAAGUUGCUAACCUUUCUGUCGACCUCAAUGAUGAAAGCAUUCAAGAAUGCUGAGUUACUGUGUUUUUGUAGGCCAGCAAGCUGUGAAUUUAGUAAAUCGCUCUGUUCUUUACAGAUAUCAGCUACAGAGUUGAAAGGGAGUACAAAAUCUAAGAGCCUUCACUAUGCUGCCCUAUAUAUGAUAUAGUUGCCAGGAUGAGUCUAUCUCCGGAGUUCACUUUUGAAUGGUAUAAGUUCCAACCCAUCCGAUCAAUUUUGUAAUUUUUGAAGCUUAGAGACAUCAUCCAGAUUUUCUCCUUCUUGAUGUUACGGGUUGGUGGCUUGAGUUAUAGAGCCACAUGAAGAGCAUCUGCUGCGUGAAGUGUAAAUUUUGGCUACCUUUAGUAGCCAAUAGCUUAAUGUACCAGUUGAACUUUGUUCUAAUCCUAUUAAUGAUUUUAUGCGGAGUUCCAUCCAUGUUCUAUGCAAAUUUGCUUCUACAGGAAAAUUAUGAGAAGCUGUUCCUGUUUUUCUAGCGGUCAAACUGAAAAUAAAUGAGGAUAUGGUAAAAUGCAUUCCUGGCUUUGCGAGGCAUAAAGCGGAAAGAGCUUUGAUCUAAGAUGGGGUACAAUUUCAGUUGGCGAAUAAAAUGCCUUCUACCAUUGUUGUCUGCUCAAUUGAAACCUUGGAGUCUUAUUCAUUUACCUCGCCGCCUAUUAUAUCACCAUUCCCUAUUUAUUGUUACAGGGACUCAAUUUUAAAAUAUAAAAAAUUGAGAUGU